Messenger RNA from Eriocheir sinensis (Chinese mitten crab), 981 nucleotides. Its product is annotated as transmembrane protein 126A-like. Gene Ontology annotation, biological process: mitochondrial respiratory chain complex I assembly. Bases 272 to 919 code for a protein of 215 amino acids. Gene Ontology annotation, cellular component: mitochondrion. NCBI's taxonomy places the organism in Eukaryota, Metazoa, Arthropoda, Malacostraca, Decapoda, Varunidae. The record is from RefSeq and is a predicted model, not a curated record. The transcript is spliced from 6 exons.
UAGCGAACAAAAGUGUUUUCUUUGAUUUAAGUAAGUGAAAGUGUAAAUACAGCCAAGAAGAAGGUGAAAGCGAAAAGACAGACAAGAUACUAUUGUAAAGGAAGGUGAAAGAGCAAACAAGUAACAAUUAAAUGGGUAAAGGGAGUCGUCAGGGGGCCGUUGGAGAGGCUGCCCGGCCUGGCCCCGAAAGCCGAAAUACUGCACACCGGGGCAGCCUGGGCCUCUACGCGAUAGCUUUACGUGCAUAUUGGGAUCUCACGCUCACUACACAAUGAAUAAACAUAAAGAACAUGAAGAAGUUUUAAGGGAGGAUGACAACAGUAUUGUCAGUGAAUCAUUGGACAUGGUUAUGAACUGGAAGCCUGUAUCUGACGUGUUUGCUCUAAAGAACUUCAUGUAUGCCUCAGCAUUUACCAAUGGUGGCAGUGCUGUUUAUAUCAAUGCACAUUUCCGCAAGGUUCUUAAACUGAAGAAUCAUGCAUUUAUGGCUUCACUUAUACCUGUGGUCCUUACCCCUGCUCUUGUUGGGGGACUGCUUCACCACCAGUUUGUACAGCGCCCAAUGCUACUACAAACCUUUAAGUGUCCUGUGUGCAUAGAGAUGAGGGGAGGGUUGGUGCAAUUUUUUUCUGGUAUUGUGUACCCAAUGAUGCUGGCCCCACUGGCUGGUUUCCAGUUUGCUGCAAGAUUAUAUACCUACCCUGUGCCUGAUGCCAGGAAACCUUUAAGUGUGGUGAAGGAGAUUGCCAAGAUAACCAGACCUUUUCUAUCAAAGCUGUACAUCCUAGCAGGAAUAAAUAUCAUUGCAGGAGUGGCCUGGACACAUUGGGAGUUCCAUAAUCUCUAUACUGUAGCAGCAAAGAUGGCACAGAUGGAAGAGGAGCUGAAGGAGCAUCAUAAGGGUAAAUUAAGUUUAUAGUGCAAACAUUUCAGUCUGUAUAUAGAAAUAUUUUAAGUCAUGAUUAAAGAAAUCAUAUUAAA